Molecule: messenger RNA, 1915 nt
Organism: Pecten maximus
Lineage: Eukaryota; Metazoa; Mollusca; Bivalvia; Pectinida; Pectinidae
Product: DNA ligase-like
Exons: 11
Coding region: 150-1628 (492 amino acids)
Biological process (GO): DNA recombination; DNA repair
Molecular function (GO): ATP binding; DNA ligase (ATP) activity
Source: RefSeq, a predicted model, not a curated record
CAGGUUUGUGAACCAAACUGACAGCAAGUAUGAACACGUACGGACUGAAUCGUAUAUAAACCAGCCGGAUUGCCAGUCCAGGUAGAUCACUAGAUCAACAACGAACCUGACAACACGAAUACAGUAUCUGAGCAUACUGUGACGUCAACAUGGGCAAAGAAAAAUGUAACUUCUGGGAAAAGUGUUACAGAAAGGACCCUACUCACAAGAAAAACUUUGUCCACCCUGGAGAUAAAGUUGAAGAGGAUGAUGAGGAAGAUAUGGAUGUAGAAGAUUCUACGUCCAAGCCUGUCCCUCUGAGGCGAAGAAAAACACACGAUAUGAGUCAGAGUGAUGGCGAAGAUGAUACGGACGUUACGCCUAAAACAACUCUAAAAAAAGUGAACUCUAAAAAAGCUAAAACCUCAGAAGACGAUGAAAAGCCAGGCCCAUCAAGGGGAGGUAACUCAAGUGAUGAAGACACCAGCAAACCAAAGUGUGAAUAUUGGAUAAAAUGUUACAGAAAAGAUCCAAAACACUUGAAAGAUUAUCGACAUCCGAAGCAAAGGUUAAGUGCACGACCAAAACCUACCAGGAAGUUGGAGGAUGGGGAUAUUGUGAGUGUGGAGGGAGGUUUUAAACUGAAAAGACUUGGCAGUGACUUCACCUGCACUUGUAUUGGUUGGAAAACACAGAAAAAUGCUACCAACAAACGGACGUGUAAACAUCUAAGGGAACACUUGGGAGACGUUUAUGAAAAGGCAAGAAUCGGUCAGCUCCCCGUGGCAAAGAGGAAGGCGCCAGAACCUACACAACACUUCAGCCAUCUUUCUGUUAGUUUGUUACUGGCUCACAAGUAUGAUGAAAAAUCUCCGAACCCAAUUGGCUGGUGGGUGAGCGAAAAAUUAGACGGUGUUCGAGCAUUCUGGAAUGGAAAGUGUUUCUACUCCAGACUAGGAAAUCCUUUCUACGCACCAAAGUGGUUUACAAAAGAUCUGCCAAAAGACAUGCAUCUAGAUGGCGAGUUGUUUGGAGGAAGAAAGAAGUUUCAGUCAACUGUCAGUAUUGUGAAGACCCCCGAGUGUGACAACUGGAAAAAGCUUAUAUACUCUGUGUUUGAUGCUCCUCAUAUGGAGAAGGAGACUUUUGAAAAGCGUCAAGAAGCCCUCAAAGAGUUUUUUGAUGAAAACAAACCUCAGUAUGCAGAGCUUGUGAAGCAGACCAAAUGUACAAGUAAACAACAAUUGGACGAGGACCUGAAAAAAAUCAUCGCUCUUGGUGGAGAGGGGCUUAUGAUCAGAGAACCAAAAUCUAAAUAUGAACGAAGGAGGUCCAAAACGCUCCUGAAGUUAAAGAAGUUUUAUGAUGCUGAGGCCAUUGUCAUUGGUUACGACCCUGGUAAAGGUCGUUUCACUGGAGCCGUGGGAGCCUUGCGAUGUAAGAUGGAGUGUGGCAAGAUAUUCUCAGUGGGGUCUGGAUUGACAGACAAAGAUCACAGACGGCCACCAAAGAUCGGUUCUAUAAUAACGUACAAAUUCCAGGAGUAUACAAACUCUGGCAGUCCACGAUUCCCGACAUUUCUUGGUGUACGAAUCGAUGCUACAAAACCAAAGGACGCCGAUGUACCAGUGACAGCAGCUGACAAUUGAUUUAGUUUUUCUGUGACAAUUUAUCUCAAAACACUGUACCUCUGCUUAAACACCAGAGUUCAAGGCAGGUGUAUAAAACUGAAAGGCAGCUUGUUUACAAAAGCACUGACAUGAUUGUGUUUCACGGCCAUAUUAUUUAUUCAUUGGACAAUUUUCAUUCAAUGUUGGAACAGUUGCAUUAUGAAGUCAUUAAUCAAGACCAUCGUCCAUUUUUGUAAAAUUUAAGGGUACAUAUUACUGUAUCAUUGUACACUUGUUGUAUAUAUAUAUAUAUAGAAAUAAUUUAC